AUGAUAGAAAUAUUUGUUUACAAAGGAGGCAACCAAGUAAUACCAGAAGAUGUGGAGCUGGUCCGAAUCGAUCCAUCCGUCAAAAUCAUUGAGAAAUGGGCAUUUGAAGAUCGCCCCAAAUUACGGUAUGUACAGUUUUCAGAAGGCUUGCAAAAGAUUGGAUCCAAUGCGUUCUCGAACUGCGUAUCGUUGGAAUCUAUUAGAUUGCCAUCCACCAUGACAGCAGUUCACAAAGGUUCAUUCUAUAACUGCGUAUCAGUGACGAGCGUCGUCCUGAACGAGGGGCUCGAAAUCAUUGAGAAAGAUGCCUUUUCAGGCUGUGGCAUGGAACUUCUUUGGCUUCCGUCAACCAUGAAGUAUGUGAGGACCGGUGCUUUUGACAGCUGUAAAGAGCUAAAAAAGGUUGCGCUGAAUGAAGGACUCGUCAAGGUCGAAAACUAUGCGUUUAAUCUGUGUGACAACUUGGAAACGAUUGAGGUUCCUUCCUCUGAAACUGUCAUUGACGCAUUUGCAAUCCCCGAGAAAACUUCUCAGAUAACAGGGAAAUAUAUCCCAUUCUGGGAUCAAGUACACUAUAGAUAUGAGCAAGGCGAAAAGGCUCGAAUGGAAAAGUAUGGCAUGAACAGUGUUCCGAUUGAUGAUUCAGAAAUGGAUGAUUCAACAAUGAUGAACUCCAAGCCAUCACCAGAAGAUACUUCAUCCAGUAGGAAGCCACUGGCGAUAUUCCCAGCUCCCACUAAGAAGCGAAGCAAAGAAACAAAAGCAGAUAUCCAGCUAAUGCUUGCCGAUAAGCAAGAACAGAUUGAGAGCCUGAAGAAGUUGUUGAUGUCAGCCGAAAGAGAACGAGAUGAAUUGCAAACAAAGCUGAACGAGUACGACAUGCCAGAGUAA
Cylindrotheca closterium is the source of this 891-nucleotide messenger RNA. The record is from the annotation of a GenBank genome assembly. NCBI's taxonomy places the organism in Eukaryota, Bacillariophyta, Bacillariophyceae, Bacillariales, Bacillariaceae.